This is a messenger RNA of Phragmites australis (common reed), 2561 nucleotides long. Its product is annotated as poly(A)-specific ribonuclease PARN. The record is from RefSeq and is a predicted model, not a curated record. Gene Ontology annotation, cellular component: cytoplasm. The transcript has 7 exons. The coding region runs from base 198 to 2351 and encodes 717 amino acids. Gene Ontology annotation, molecular function: 3'-5'-RNA exonuclease activity; RNA binding. NCBI's taxonomy places the organism in Eukaryota, Viridiplantae, Streptophyta, Magnoliopsida, Poales, Poaceae.
AGAUUCUGUGAAAUGAUUGCGAAAAUGUGCGUUUCAGAGACGGGCUUUGGUUCGUUCGUGACUCCAAAUAUGGGCCAUAAUUCAUAAGCCGUAAGGUGACGGGCUCCACCGUUUGGACUCCACCCAUCCAUCACAGUAUCACACCCAAUAGGGCCCAACCCACUGCCUCGUGCCUCCACCCUCCAGCGACGGCGGCCAUGCAGGGCCGUCUCCGCCGCCUCCUCCGCGCGCCGCCGCCCAGAGCCCGACUCUCCCGCGUGCUCUCCUCCUCGCCGCCCGCGAGCAGCGGAGACGGCGAUGGCGGCGGGGUGGCGGUGAAGCAGGUGACGCGGGGGAACCUAGCGGAGUCCCUGGAGGAGCUGCGGGGGCGCGUGCGGGACGCCGCGUUCGUGGGGCUCGACCUGGAGAUGAGCGGCGUCACGAGUGCGCCGUGGAGGGACACCUUCGAGCUCGACCGCGCCGACGUGCGGUACCUCAAGCUCCGCGACUCCGCGGAGCGGUUCGCCGCCCUGCAGCUCGGCGUCUGCCCCUUCCGAUGGGACCCUGCCAAGUCCGCCUUCGUCGCCCACCCGCAUAACUUCUUUAUCUUCCCUCGCAAGGAGCUCCCAAGUGAUUGUUCAACUCAUGAGUUUCUUUGCCAGACAACUUCAAUUGACUUCCUAGCAAAGUACCAGUUUGAUUUCAACACAUGCUUCCGUGAAGGAAUAUCUUAUUUAUCCAGAGCACAAGAGGAAGAGGCACUGCAGAAAUUAAAUUUGUUGUAUCACAAUAACAUAUAUGCAUCUUCCAUCACUUGUGAAGAGGAUGGAGAUAUGCCAUUAAAAAGUGCUGCUGAUAUCCUUUUCACGGAGAGGAUGAAGAUUAAAUUCAAUGAGUGGCGUGAUGUGGUAAUCAGCAAGCCGAGAGUUGAUAGCCAUUUGCCAGGAAACAUUAAUUGCAGCCAAGGCCAAUUCCAGACAGUUUUCUUCAAAAUGCGUCCAGCUGUUAUGCUUAAUGGAUUCUCAUCACAUCAGUUAAAGUUAAUUCAACAGGUUUUAAGAAAAAACUUCAGGGAUCUUGUUUAUGUUUGUACAUUUAGUGAUGAUGACACUUCUGAGAAGAGAGUUGUUUAUUCAGACACCAAAGAGGACAAAAUAAUGUUGAUGAAAGAUGUGCAGGAAGAUCUACUAAGAAGCAGGGAAGCAAGAGUCAAAUCAGCAAUAGGAAUCCGCCACGUCAUUGAUCUUCUUUCAUCAGAAAGGAAGCUGAUUGUUGGCCAUAGCUGUUUCCUAGAUAUUGCUCAAGUGUACAGCAAGUUUAUUGGUCCUCUUCCUUCAUCCAUGAAGGAAUUUGCCUCAGGCAUCCACAAAAUUUUCCCACACAUUGCAGAUACCAGGCAUCUCAUGUCUGCAAAUCAAACAGUUCAGAAUGUGAUGAAGCAUAAAAGCAAAUCAUUGUCUUCAGCUUUCUCAUUGUUGUGCCCUACACCUUAUUCAUCUGCUGAUAAAUCGUCCAGCCUUUGUCCUCUAAGAAUUGAAGUUGAAGGAGAUGAAACAACGUCAUCGUGCUUCAUUUCAGGUGGUAAGCACGAAGCAGGGUAUGAUGCAUACAUGACUGGAUGUGUUUUUGUGCAGUUGUGCACUUAUCUUGACAUCAAAUUUGAGCAACUGUCACCUCAGGAGAACCUAGCCACAAACAAUAAGAUGCAGAAACACAUUAACUUUUUGUCGCCUAGCUGGAACAGCGGAACAGUGGUUGAUUUAAGUACUGGCAAGGAGAGACCAGAUCCAGGUUAUAUGCGUAGAUAUCCUGCUCCUGUGUAUGACAACAUUGUCCUCAUCUGGGGAUUCCAGUCUAAGGUCAGAGCAAAGGAUAUAAAGGAUUGCAUCUGCAAAGUGUUUGGUCCAGCAUCGGUUAUGUCAGUCUUCUCCAUUGAUUCAACUGCUGUUCUCGUGCAGUUUAGUAAACUAGAGUCUGUAAACGAUUUCUUGGAUUUGAAGGCUGUUUUAGAGAGGACAGAUAGUGCCAUCUCAAUUCUACACCCUCUGUCAACUAUAUUGGAAGGAGGUCAAACACGAGCUGCUAAGUAUGAUACCUACAGAGACAUUUGCAGCUCUUCUGAAUCAAAGUUCCUCUUUGCGGACCAAGCUGAAGCGGUUUGUGCAGCUUCAAAGAAUCGGCUCCAAGAGAAUGUUGAUGACAAUUUUAUAUCUGGUGUACACGAGACUAUUCUUGACGGCAAAAGACUAAAUAAGGGAGAUGGAAGGAAAUCUGGUUCCAAGAAUCAAGACGACAAUGAUAUCUCAUGUCAGGAUAUCUUAGAUGCUCUACACGAUGGCAGAGCGUUGUUUGGCAAACGAAUGAGAAGCUGAUGGCUGCUACUAUCGAUCUUUUUCCACAGGUUAUUAGUCUUUUGCCAUUUAUUUGAGUCUUACUGCUCUGAGUAACUGAUGUUUUGAAAUCAGUAUUGUCUUUAGGCACAGUGCUAUCCGCAUUCACUCUGUGCAAGCUUUGCACUACAUCUGUACUGAUGCAGGGAAGCAUUCUUCCUGAUCUGAUUUACGAGAAUGACUGGUACCUUA